CAAGAAGAACAGUUUGCCGACAUUAGACCUAUUGGGCAGGUCCAAGACAUUUCCCAUGGAUGAGCUGGUGCAUGACUUGGCCUCGGCCUUGGAGCAGACCUCAGAACAAAACAAGCUGGAUGAGCUGUGGGAAGAGAUGGCCCUGAGCCCACGGCAGCAGCGGCGGCAGCUUCGCAAGAGGAGGGGUCGUAAGCGGCGCUCAGACUUCACGCACCAGGCGGAGCAUGCCUGCUGCUACAGUGAGGCUUCGGAAUCAAGCUUGGAUGAAGCCAUGAAGGACUGUCGUGAGGUGUUGACUGCCAACUUCAGUGACUCAGAUGACAUGGCUGUGGCCAAACGCCACCCUGCUCUGAGUGCCACCCUAAAGAGCAAGCAGCAUUCUUGGCAUGAGUCGGACUCCUUCACGGAAAAUGGACCCUGCCGACCCCUCAGGCGUCGCCGGAAGGUGAAACGUGUGACCUCAGAGGUAGCUGCUAGCCUCCAGCAGAAACUCAAGGUGUCAGAGUGGAACUAUGAGAGAGGCUAUAGGUUCAAGUCAGCCAAGAAGCAGCGUCUGUCACGCUGGAAGGAGAACGCUCCUUGGACUUCAUCCAGUCAUGGCCUGUGUGAGUCAGUAGAGAACAGGCCCUUCCUCAGUAAAGGCGGGAGGAAGGAGAGGAUGGAGUGUGAAGCGGAUGAACAAAAACAGGGUUCUGAUGAAAACAUGUCUGAAUGUGAAACCAGCAGUGUAUGCAGUAGCAGUGACACUGGCCUCUUCACCAAUGACGAAGGCCGUCAAGGGGAUGAUGAGCAGAGUGAUUGGUUCUAUGAGGGAGAAUGUGUCCCAGGAUUCACCGUCCCCAACCUACUGCCCAAGUGGGGAGCAGAUCACCGGUCUGAGGUGGAGCGAAUGGACUCUGGCCUGGAAAAACUCUCCGACUCUACGUUCCUUUUGCCCUCCCGGCCUGCUCAGAGGGGGUUUCAUGCUCGUCUGAACCGCCUUCCAGGAGCUGCUGCCCGCUGUCUCAGAAAGGGACGUAGGAGACUCGUUGGCAAGGAGACCAGCUUGAGCACUCUGGGCAGUGAGAGGAUGGGUCACAUCGUUAGUGACCCACGUCAAAAAGAAAAGAACAAAGUGCUGGCUUCCGAUUUCCACCACAUUGUGGCCUGUGCACAUGAGUUCAAUCCGUUAUCUCCUUUGUACUCUCUGGAUGUUCUUGCUGAUGCCUCCCACAGAAGAUGCUCACCAGCACACUGCACUGCCAGACAGACAAAUAUACACCUGGGACCGCCCUGCUCAAGGGAUAUCAAGAGGAAACGAAAGCCAGCAGCAGCUGCAGCCUCUCUUUCCAGCCCUACUUCAGCAGCUUUACCUGUCCACAUGGAUGCAGCAGACUCAUCCCUGCCAGCGACACAGUCCCAGAGGUCCCAGAGCUCUGACUGGACGGGCAGAACCCAGGCAGCAGAGAAAUCCACUGCUGCUGCCCCAGCUAACUUCUUUAAAACACCACAAGAGAAGGGCUCUGGAUACAGCUAG
Molecule: messenger RNA, 1516 nt
Organism: Emys orbicularis (European pond turtle)
Lineage: Eukaryota; Metazoa; Chordata; Testudines; Emydidae
Gene: GPATCH2L
Product: G-patch domain containing 2 like
Exons: 10
Coding region: 56-1516 (486 amino acids)
Cellular component (GO): nucleus
Source: RefSeq, a predicted model, not a curated record